UAAAAAGGGAGGCGGAGGGGAGGCAGCCGGAGCGGCGGAGCGGGAGCUGCCUGUGCCUGCCUUCCCCUGCCCURCCCCUGCCUGCCCCGCCGGGUGCCCGGCAGCUCCSAGAGGCUGCGGGCAGAGUCCACGGUCGGCGCUGUCGGGACAGGUAAGUGUCCGCGGCCAAGUUUGGAAGCGGCCGGUGGUGCCUCUCGUCGAGCAGCCGCUGGGUUUGCUCGGCGCCGGCUCCCUCUGUCCGUGCGCUGCGGCGGUGUGAGCCAAGCCGGGCUUGUGAGCCGGGACAGGGGGUCUGCUUUCGCCGUUCCGACGUUAAGUGAAGGGGGAAAAGGGAAAAAAAAACCCAAACCCAACGAAAUCAAAACUCGUCAGAWGCAAAAUGUGCCUUUUGGCGGCUCCGUGCAAAGUCGCGGCGCACGUGUUGCGGCGGGGGCGGCCCCGGGAGCGGCUGCGGGACCGCGGGGAGCCCCGGGGAGCUGCGGCUCCUCCUGUCCUUGGGAGCCGGUCACGGUCCCGGAGCCGGCCAUAGUCCCGGAGCCGGACACGGUGCCGGUGCUGCCGCGGGACGCGUGGUGGAGCAGCGAGCGGCCGCAGCAUCAGGUCGGUACCGCGCCCCCCGCGCCCCUUCUYCCCUUCUCCCCUUCGCCCCCGCCGCUGCCGCCGCCCGUCCCUUGCAGGCGCUGCCCGGAGGCCGUCCCGCACCUCGCCCCGUGGUCACCGGGCUCCGACACCGCCGUGGGGCUGCCCUGCACCUCCAGAGCUCCGCCGCUUUCCCUCCCUGGUCGUUCGCGGCGUAGGAUCCCGGCUGCCCGGUGCUGCGGGGGUGUCCCGGCCCCGCUCCGCUCCUCUCCUCUCGCCAGCCGGUGUUCGCCUCUGCUCGCCGACCGCCCCCACGGGCCGYCCAUCGCCCUGCGGAGCCGCUCCAUCCUCAUCCCCGACGGCGGGGAGCUGCACACGGGCUGUCCCUGCGGCUCGGGGCUGCGUGUCGCUGUCCGGGCGAGGGGGCGGCCGUGGACAUCUGCGGGCACAAGUUGGUGGGCGCGGGUGGCGGCGGCCUCCCGGAGCUGCACGGCCGRCGGGGCUGCUCCCGGAUCCUCCUGGACAGGACUCUGCAUCCCGGCGGGCUCCCCACGGCCCCCGCUCCUCCGAGGAGCUCGGGGAGCCCCCGGUUCAACCUGCACGCUCUGGACCCACGGCGCGGCUGCCCCGACACCCCCUGCUCCUCYCCGGCUCGGCAGUCCCGGCAGUGGCGGCGGCCGCCGGGGGGACUCGGCCGCCCGGAGCWUCAGCCAGAGACGCCCGGAGCAUCAUCCCGCGUUCAGGGUCCGCCUGCGCUCCAGGGGUGUCUCAWAAUGGAUUUAAAGUGGAAGUGUCCAAAAGAGUAAUUCUUCAUCAGAGGUUACAAGUUGGUUACCUGUGGCAGGAUGGUCAUUGCCAGUACAGGAUAUACUGUGUAUCAGGCUGAAGAGUUGAACCUCCUCCCUUUCCCUGAAGUAAUCAACUGAAAACUGAUGGUGUGGAAUAUUUUUAACAGAAUACUCAUUUGUGGCAGCCCACUUUAUCUUCACAUUGGAGAAGGCAUAGAUGGUGUUGAUAUGAUGGCAGAGGUUCAUCUUCUGACUASAAAUAUUCAAUGAGAAAUGGAAGACUCCUGUUAUGGACAAAAUCAAUGCCAGUUUUUCUCUUUUGGAACAUUCAGAGGACAAGUUAAAAUCCUGAGGAAUUUUAGACAUGUUCACGUGUCAGGAGUGGAGUUAAAAAAACACAGGGCAACAAAUCCUGGGCAUUUUCACCUGGCUGAGGAUGUGGAUGAGAGAGGAGAAUAUGAACACUCAGUGACAACCUGGCUAUCCACUGCUGCUUCUCCAGAUGUGUUGCCAUACGUGGAGCUCUGGACAUUCCUUAUUUAUGGAUUCCAGGUUUAUGAUGGGCCUGUCAGGAUGCAGAUUCAGAAAAUUCACCCUGAAUUUUGACAGACGCUCAAGAGCCACUGGGUUCUUUGUGAAAAUCUCGCAGCAGAGCAGCCUCCAGAACAACAUGUCCUGAUGGAGACAAGUGCAGCUUUCUGACCAGGCAGAUGCCCCUGCCAGAGCAGCAAGGUUCCAGCAGCACCAGUUURUCAUCAUCCUCCAUCCAGCAGGAUUAAAUCAUCCAGGGGAUACCAGAACACCUGAGCAUGUCACCCUGCACCAUCAACUUCAACAGGAAGCCUGCUCAUUGCCAAGACACGAGAGGCCUUUUUAAACACCUUUUCUGAUGUUUUUGCUUUACCUGAAAGAGCCAGAACUACCAGAACCCCUUCYCUGGAGAUGCUGGAGCCCAGCUCAGCCACACACACAGAUAAAUGGCUCAGCGUUCCUGCUCCCCAGCACUGGGAUACUCCUCAUGUUGUGGGUUGGCAGCACUUUGGCACAGUCACCCGUGAAAACGCUGCCCCAGCAACAGCUGAAUGUGUUCAAACACCCAUAAAASAGAGGUGAGAAAACUGCUGAGGCUCCACUUCGUGUGGCAACCUGUGCUGAUAGACAAAGAAAGGAAAAUUACCAACUUUCAUAACCAAACCCGUGCGCUGGAGGAAUCUGGCACAGAUUAAACACAUAAGCUUUAUGUACAGUGAACUGAAAAUCCUGAAGAAUGGCUUUACCUACCUCCAAGUAUCUGGCUGGAAGUUUGGGGUUUUUUCUGUUUGUGGUCUCUUCGGUAAGCACAGCAGAAGCAGCUGCCACCUGUCCCGACAGAGAUCCUGAKCUGGAGAUCUGGAACCCAGGUCACGACGAAGAGAACCGCGUGGAGAUCAGCAGCGGCAGGAAACUGCUGCUGUCCUCCUCUGCCACCGUGCACUCUGUCCACAUCACUGAUGGAGGCAAACUGGUGAUUAAAGAYGAUGUGCAGCCCAUCGUUCUGCGUACGAGACACAUUCUGAUUGAAAAUGAWGGAGAGCUCCACAUCGGCAGCGAGCUGUGCCCUUACCAAGGCAAAGUGGUUAUCAUCCUAUAUGGGCGAGCCGAUGACGGCAGCCAGCCAAACCCCUACUUUGGGCAGAAAUAUCUUGGAGUGAGUAAAGGUGGCACUCUUGAGAUCCACGGAAAGAAAAAGCUGUCCUGGACUUUCUUAAACAAGACUCUUCAUCCUGGUGGCCUGGAAGAGGGUGGAUAUUACUUCGAGAGGAGCUGGGGCCACCGGGGUGUCAUUGUCCAUGUCAUUGACCCAAAGACGGGGGCAGUUGUCCAUUCUGACCGAUUCGAUACCUACAGAGCAAAAGAGGAGAGUGUCCGCCUGGCCCAGUACCUGGGCAGAGUUGCCAAUGGCAUGAUCCUCUCAGUUGCAGUGAACGAUGAAGGAUCCAGAAACUUGGAUGAUUUGGCCAGGAAAGCAAUGACCAAACUGGGCAGCAAGCAUUUCCUCCACCUUGGGUUUAGGCACCCGUGGAGUUUUAUUACCAUUAAAGGAAAUCCCUCCUCUUCUGUUGAAGACCACAUUGAAUAUCAAGGUCACAAAGGGUCAGCCGUGGCCAAAGUAUUCAAACUAUUCAAAGCUGAGAACGGAGAACAUUUUAACGUCUCUUCGACGAGUGAGUGGGUUCAAGAUGUGGAAUGGACAGAGUGGUUUGAGAAGCCUGACAAAGCCAGAUCUAAGGGCAUGGAGAAGCUGUCUGACUUCAAAGCUGCUCAUCCUGAUAAAAUCUGCAGGCAGCCCAUUGACAUCCAGGCAACGACGCUCGAUGGAGAGAAUUUAAGCACCGAGGUUUUCUACAAGGGCGGCCACGAUUACCAAUUCCUGUGCCACGGCAAGGGCCAGACGGGCGAGGGCUGCCACRGCUACAGAGUGAGAUUCCUGUGUGGCAAAUCUGUGAAACCCAAGCUGACGGUCACCAUUGACACCAACGUGAACAGCACCAUCCUGAAUUUGGUGGAUGAUGUGAGCUCCUGGGAGCCYGGAGACCAAUUGGUGGUGGCCAGCACUGACUACUCCAUGUACCAGGCAGAGGAGUUCCAGGUGCUGCCCUGCAAAACCUGCAGAGCCACCCAGGUCAAGGUGGCAGGGAAAGCAAGGUACCUGCACAUGGGUGAGGUGGUGGAUGGCGUCGACAUGAGGGCUGAGGUGGGGCUGCUGAGCCGCCACGUGCUGCUGAUGGGAGAGAUGGAGCAGCAGUGCUACGAGUACAGCAGCAAGCUCUGCUCCUUCUUCGAUUUUGACACCUUUGGUGGGCACAUCAAGAUCGGUCUCGAUUUCAAGGCUGCCCACAUCGAAGGUGUGGAACUGAAGCACAUGGGCCAGCAGACAAUGGGGCAUUACCCCAUCCAUUUCCACAUGGCUGGAGAUGUGGAUGAGAAAGGAGGCUACACCCCUCCGACSUACGUGAAGGACAGCUCCAUCCACCACACCUUCUCCCGCUGCGUCACCAUCCACGGCUCCAACGGUUUGCUGGUGAAGGACGUGGUGGGUUACGAUGCUCUGGGUCAUUGCUUCUUUACAGAGGACGGACCAGAGGAGCGCAACACGUUUGAGCACUGCCUGGGGCUGCUGGUGAAAGCCAGCACUCUGCUGCCGUCCGACCGCGACAGCCGCAUGUGCAAACUCAUCACCGACGGGGCGUACCCGGGCUACAUCCCCAAACCCCGCCAGGACUGCAGUGCCGUGUCCACCUUCUGGAUCGCCAACCCACACAACAACCUCAUAAACUGUGCUGCUGCUGGAUCUGAGGAGACAGGAUUUUGGUUCGUGCUGCACCACGUGCCRACGGGCCCCUCGGCCGGCAUGUACUCGCCCGGCUACUCGGAGCACGUGCCCAUGGGCCGGUUCAGCAACAACCGCGCGCACUCCAACUACAGGGCUGGAAUGAUCAUCGACAAUGGCGUUAAAACCACUCCAGCCUCUGCCAAGGACAAAAGACCUAUCCUGACACUGAUCUCUGGGAGGUACAGCCCCCACAAGGAUGCUGAUCCUCUGAAGCCCAGGGAACCUGCAAUAAUCCAGGGCUUCAUUGCCUACAAGAAUCAGGAUCACGGGGCCUGGCUGCGAGGUGGAGAUGUGUGGCUGGACAACUGCCAAAAGUUUUCAAUAGGCCUCAUAAGCACCUUGUCCCUUUGAUAUAAACCACACGUAUCAACUGCAGCCUUUCCUUGCAGCGGGGGGACCUUCCCUCAUGACGAUGGCUCCAAGCAGGAGAUCAAGAACAGCCUGUUCGUGGGGGAGAGUGGGAACCUGGGCACGGAGAGCAUGGACAAYGACAUCUGGGGCCCUGGGGGGCUGGACCACCGUGGCAGAACCCUGCCCAUCGGCCCGGAUUUCCCCAUCCGAGGGAUCCAGUUCUACGACGGGCCCAUCAACGUGCAGAACUGCACGUUCCGCAAGUUCGCGGCGCUGGACGGGCGGCACACGAGCGCGCUCGCCUUCCGCCUCAACAACGCCUGGCAGAGCUGCCCCAACAACAACGUCAGCGCCAUCCGCUUCGARGACGUCCCCAUUACAUCGAGAGUCUUCUUUGGAGAGCCYGGCCCCUGGUUCAAUGACCUGGAUAUGGAUGGUGACAAAACAUCAGUUUUCCAUGAUGUGGAUGGUUCUGUGUCAGAAUACCCAGGCUCAUACCUGAUCAAAGAGGAUAACUGGCUGAUCAAACACCCCGAGUGCAUCGACGUGCCCGACUGGAGAGGCUCCAUCUGCAGCGGGCACUUUGCACAGAUAUACAUCCAAGCCUACAAACCAGCCAACCUGAAAAUGAAAAUAAUAAAAAACGACUACCACAAUCACCCACUGUACUUGGAAGGUGCUCUGAGCAAAAGCACUCAUUACCAGCAGUACCAGCCAGUUAUAACGCUGAGGAAAGGCUACACCAUCCACUGGGACAAGACAGCCCCUGAAGAGCUGGCCAUUUGGCUCAUCAACUUCAACAAGAAUGACUGGAUCCAAGUAGGGUUUUGCUAUCCUAAAGGGACRACGUUUUCCAUUCUCUCAGACAUCCACAACCGUCUCUUGAAGAAAACAUACAAAACUGGAACCUUCUACAGAACCUCYCAAAUGGAGAAACUGGAGCACAGAUAUCCCACCAAAGGCUACUACUACUGGGAUGAGGACACAGGGCUGCUGUUUCUGAAACUGAAAGCUCAGAAUGAGAAGGAGAAAUUCGCUUUCUGCUCKGUGAAGGGCUGCGAGCGAAUCCGGAUCAAAGCCGUGAUCCCAAAGGCAGCUGGUGUGAGCGACUGUGAAAGCACAGCCUACCCCAAAUACAUCGAGACCCCCAUUGUGGAGGUGCCCAUGCCCAGGAAGCUCUCCAGGGCACAACUGAAAACCAAGGACCAUCUAAUAGAAGUGAAAAUAGAAACAUACAAGAAGCAGUACUUCCACCUCAAGGAUGAUUUUGCAUACAUUGAGGUUGAUGGUGUCAGGUUUUUCCUCACUGAUGAAGGCAUCCAGCUGGUUGUGAUUGAUGGGCAUCACGGAAAAGUUGUGGAUCGAGCAACGUUCAAAAACUCCAUCCUACARGGAAUCCCAGCACAGAUAGAAAAUUAUGUCAACAACAUCAAAGAUCACUCCAUAGUGCUGGUGACAUCAAAAGGAAGAUUCAUUUCAAGAGGACCGUGGACCAAAGUACUGGAGAAACUUGGAGCAGGMGAGGGUUUUAGGUUAAAAGAAAAAAUGGCUUUUGUGGGCUUCAAAGGCAGCUUCCGCCCCGUCUGGGUGAAGCUGGAGACCGACGAGGACUCRGCCAAGAUCUACCAAGCACUGCCAAUCCCUGUGGUGAAGAAAAUGAAGUUGUGAGGUCACCCUGCAGUGGCUCCUGGCUGCCAGCACUGCCCCGUGGGACGGAUGGAUGGACAGAUGGACAGAUGGAYGGACUGCUGACCGCUCUGCGCYGCCGGUGCUGCGGCGUUUUGUUGUUGUUGUUGUUGCUGUUCACACCGAAAUGUCACACUGUAAGUAGCUCAAAUGGUUCCAUGUGACAGAAGAGCCUCCCUGGGUGACCAAAGUGUGUCCAGUGCUGUCCAGCUCGGCCACCGAGGCCACUCCUGCAGCUCUGAGCUGUUCCACCAGGGCUGGAGYGAGCAGCACCCCGGACAGACUGCCCUGAAAACCACCCAGGAUUUCUGCUUUCCCAGCCUCUAAGCUGCCUGAAGAUUUUUUCCUGGUGUAACUAGCUGCUCACACUGAUGGAAURCCAGUUUGAAGGCUGGCUGACAGUCUGGGGUAGAAUGGGUGCAUUUGARUGAUUGCCUGGGUGCUGGGAAGUGUGAAAGGACAGAAAGGAUUUCUCCUAAAGCUUCUGUGAGGUUGGAUCAAGCUCUUUGGGGUGUGUGUUGGACAUGCAACCCACGGCACAUAGUUGGGGAAGAGGUGACAGAAGGAGUGGACAAAAGCCAGCAGAGACUGAUGAAACCCCCUGUUUCUGCUUCCUCAGAAAUCUGCGUUUUUCCUAUGGAUCAAGGAGUUUUAUUGGUGGUUGUGCAAAUGGGAAAUUUUCCUCCAACGAGCGGAGAGCAAUGUCAAUUAGCACUCGUGUUUUCUCAGCCUUUCCCUUGCAGCCUUUCCGUCUCUACAAAAACAUUCAGGAUCAGUUUAUGGUUGCCACUCAAAGCCAUCCCAUUCAAAUUUCCAGUUUUUAACCAGGAAUAUUGRGACCUGCCUUAUUCAGCAUCAAAUGGGGCGAGCUGCCCUCGCCUUCUGCGGGACAGCAGAGGGAACAGGAUCAGAUUGCUCUGCUCUGUUUUUCUUUCUGAUCCUCYCCUCAUGCCUGGUUCUCCUGGAAGAGUUAUUCAAGACCUGGAUGAGAUCUUACAGGAGGCUGAAGAAUUAAAGUGGAAUCCCCAUGCUCUGUCUGGGUGUCUUGUAUCUGCUUUCCCUGCUCCAAACCAAAACCUGGCAGAGCAGAGGGAAUSAGGCCUUUCAAAGCAUCUCUUGAAGCUGAGAAAUUUAACAUUAUCUUGUAAAACACAGAAAGYAUUUCUAGUUCAGUGACAGGUCUGCCAGUGGCCCAGAAAUAGCAUGAAGGCGUUUGGAGGCUGUGGCUUUUCUAAGAAAUCUAAGGGCAGGGGGGAAGUGUGAAAGACACCAUGAUGGGCUUUUCAAAAAAUGUCAAUUUUGCCAGUAAGAAUUGGCUUCGUUUCCCCACUUUAUCUCUGCCUGUCCCCACUGCCACAUAAUUUAUUCCAAUUGCUGAUGGCUACUUUGUUGAUGUAAUUAAGUUGUUCUUUUUCCCACAGUAUCAAAAAUGCUACCUUGCAGCUAGACUAAAAAGGAAGGAUUUUGUGUGUCAUUCCAAAGGCUGGGCAGAUGCUGCCUUAGAUCAGUGGCUCUGAAAGUCAAAGCAAGCAUAAACAAAAUUUAGGUAGUACUGUAGGUUACAUUCCCCUGAAGCCUCUCCUGGGUUUUGAAACUGGAAAUGUUUUUUUUCAGACUUACUAUAUAAUUGUUUUGAAUUCGCUGAAUGUCACGUG
Messenger RNA from Malurus melanocephalus (red-backed fairy wren), 8432 nucleotides. It is a transcript of the gene CEMIP, whose product is annotated as cell migration inducing hyaluronidase 1. The transcript has 35 exons. The record is from RefSeq and is a predicted model, not a curated record. Lineage: Eukaryota; Metazoa; Chordata; Aves; Passeriformes; Maluridae.